Molecule: messenger RNA, 2209 nt
Organism: Erigeron canadensis
Lineage: Eukaryota; Viridiplantae; Streptophyta; Magnoliopsida; Asterales; Asteraceae
Exons: 8
Coding region: 215-2038 (607 amino acids)
Source: RefSeq, a predicted model, not a curated record
UGGAAGUUUGACUUUUGUCAUAACAUGCAUUUGUUUCUUGCAAACAACAUUUUAGUCAGUCUCUGAACUUUUCUUUUAGAGAAUUAUACGUAGUAGCUAGUCUCGGUUCAAUGAACCUCAACUGUUGGAACGACAAAUUAUGUUCAAGCAGUUGCAAGAACUCUAGAGGCAAAAGAAACUCCAAGAAUUAAAGGAACCCAAACAACAAAUUGUGAUGGAUCAGCUAGCUCUGAUGCAUAAUAAAUCAUCCUCUGGGGCUCGAUAUGGCCAGCUAAAUACUGGUGUAGCAGUUCGUGAUCCAUCCAGUAUGUUUAUGUUCGGUGACACAAAGUUGAUUAAUGGAGUAUCGAACAAACUGGUAUUUUCACAGGCUCAAAAUCGAUCUGGGCAGCCGACGAGUGGAAAUAGUUCAAGUCAAUUCUCUCAUUUUCAGGGUCUGGCUUUUAAAUCUCCUGGUUUGUUGACCAAAAAUGAAAAUCUUCAAGCAGGGAUCUUUGGUAAAUCCUCUAUAGGUGAUAAAACUAAUGGUUCUUCUACUGAAGAUAUGGUUACUUUGGAUCCACUGGAACAGAAGAUUUUGUUCAACACGGAAGAUGAACCCUCUGGGGGCAUAUUUGAAAGCAUGAAUAAAGCGGUUGAUUUUCCUUCUCUUCAAAGUGGAAGUUGGAGUGCUCUUAUGGAAUCUGCAGUGGCAGAAACUUCUAGUAGUGAUGGUGGGGCACAAGAAGAGUGGAGUGGAUUGAGCUUUCAGAAACCAGAUGUGCCUAAAGCUGAAAUUGAUGAGGAUGCAUUAACUCCGUCAUACAGUAAUAAUUCUCGUUCACCGUAUGUUGGUUUAAGGUUGACCCCCCCAAGUCAAAGACCUAUUGUAAAUUGUUCUGACCCGUCUCGGAUCUCUAAACAAGCGGAAACAUCCCAUCAUGUUUCGGUGAAGAAAGAAGACGGUGAACAAUGGUCAACACAACCACAGAAUAGAUGGAUGGACGUACCUGGGCAACAAAUUUCUUCUGCCAUUUGUGAGCCUCCUUGUACCUCAUACACAACAAAAAGCAGGAUGGGAACUGCUUCUGGAUCACUCUCAGGAAAUAUAGAAGCUGAUGGACUUUUGUUGAAGCAAGUAGAUUCUCCCCCUCAUAAUGUAAUUAGUGUGAAGGCAGCAUUGAAGCGUGAAAGGGAGCACUGUGACAAUAAAAUCCCUCAGAUAACCUCACCUUGCUAUUUAAAUUUUGCUUAUGGAAAUGAUAAAAGUCAUCCUUUUGAUCAGUUGGCGAAAAACUUAUCUCAGCCUCAUGGGAAUCAGAAAAAACGCAAUUCUUUGAUGCAACACUUAGAUGUACCUAACCAAAUUAGAGCAAAAUCAAAGAAGAGAAGAUAUCCUACUUAUGAACGUCUACCGUGGCAUAAAGAAGUGGCAGAAGUCUGUUCUUGGCUUUAUGAUAUGAGCACUGCUGAACUGGAGUGGGUGCAUGCUGUGGGUCGUCUGCCUGAAAAGUCGAAAGAACAGGCUAAAGGAAUAGCAGAUCCACUUUCUAUGGUUCAUUACCGAAAGAGAAGACUUAACAUAACAACACAGCUUAUGCAACUGUUAUUUCGUGCACCAGCAGUAAUUCUCUCAGAAGAUGCUGCAGCACAUUGUGAUUCUGUGACAUACCAUGCUGCUAGAUUAGCACUCGCUGACGCAUGUAACCUAUGCUCGACAUCAGGGAAAAACAUAACUUUUGAUUGGAGUAGUGACCUGGAUCUUUCAAAAACUGUAGAAGCGUUAAUUGAUAAAUCGAAGAGGCUGCAAGACCAGUUAUCAAGGAUGGAGGAAGGAGAGUCGACAAUUCUGGAAGUGCGGCUGGAUUAUCAAAACCUGGAGAAAUUUUCAGUGACCAACCGUUUUGCCAAGUUUCAUGCUCGAGGGGAACUGCUCACUGGUGAUACAGAAUCAUCUGGUGUUUCUUCCUCUAAUCCAAAAGUAUAUUCUCAGAGACUCUUUAAAGUUAGUCCAAUGCCCGAUACAAUACCUGAAGGGCAAAAAUGUAUUUCUCUAUGAUAGCUAGUUUGAUAUGCUCCCUUAUGCCAUCCGAGGCUUCCUAGUCCUCGUACUUGUCUAACUAAACUCUAGCUUAGUCUUAUUGACUUAAAUCAACUCUAACAAGUAUCUAAUGGUUUUGUAAAUGUUAAUGAUAUGCUAGCUAGCUAUGGACCUUUUAGGAUUUGAUCU